AUGCGGCUUGUCGGCGGCGGCGCUCGAAAAGCGCGCUUCUCUGCUGGCGUGCCAGUAGCCCAGCGCACGCGCAACGACAGCGUUGACGUCGGAAGCGCCGCUCAGCGCCGUUUCUCGGCGUCCCGCCGCGGCGGCGCUCUGCUGCCUAUAACCGCCGCGGCACAGUGCUGCUCUCGCCACAGGUCUUGUGCCGCGCACCGCGCUACUUCGGGUGGGCCGCCGCUCGGGCUGUCGAGAGAGAGAGAGAGGCAGGAGGCGGGCUUUUCCUCCCUACCGAAACCACUCACACGUAACACUCUCGACGCACCUGCUGUCACCACACCAUCCGCCGAAGCUUCUUUUCUGUGGCACACCAUCUUGAACCCCUCGGUGAAUCCAACCGCGAGUGGCGAGACGACCAGGCGCUGUCGCAUUCCUCCCGUCACCGGCGAAGAAAGUGGUGCAGCCGGCCUUUGGAUUCGGCGCCACCGGCGACGCUUGCGAAGAAGAUCUCCGGGCAGACGUACUCGCCGUGUCCAAGAGCAGACGACGACGUGCUGCUGCGUCGUCUGCAGCGGACAAGCCGGGGCGCGGUUGCGUAAAAACGGCUUCGCGCCACGGUCCCGUUUGCCGAGGAGGUCCCGUGGUGGCGAGACCACGCCUUUUGACGGCCCUGCCUUGCCAAGGUUGUGUCCGACCUGCGUUGGGAGAAACUAAAUUACCAGCUAGAGU
Messenger RNA from Rhipicephalus microplus (southern cattle tick), 711 nucleotides. RefSeq names its product diacyl glycerol kinase 1 (gene Dgk). Gene Ontology annotation, biological process: phospholipase C-activating G protein-coupled receptor signaling pathway. Gene Ontology annotation, cellular component: plasma membrane. Gene Ontology annotation, molecular function: calcium ion binding; ATP-dependent diacylglycerol kinase activity. The record is from RefSeq and is a predicted model, not a curated record. NCBI's taxonomy places the organism in Eukaryota, Metazoa, Arthropoda, Arachnida, Ixodida, Ixodidae.